AUGAUUACGAUUUUUGAUACCCCAAAACUGAUUGGAACUUUGCGUGGUCUUUUAGGCGAGAAUCGGCCGAGGGAUGCAAUGAAGGAGAUUUUCCGCAAUUCGAGCAAGGCCUUCAUGUUGCUCUUAAAGCUAGCCAAUGCUACUUAA
Podospora anserina S mat+ is the source of this 147-nucleotide messenger RNA. RefSeq lists its product as uncharacterized. The record is from RefSeq and is a predicted model, not a curated record. The coding region runs from base 1 to 147 and encodes 48 amino acids. The transcript has 2 exons. Lineage: Eukaryota; Fungi; Ascomycota; Sordariomycetes; Sordariales; Podosporaceae.